Messenger RNA from Melospiza georgiana, 829 nucleotides. RefSeq names its product methyltransferase 5, N6-adenosine (gene METTL5). Gene Ontology annotation, biological process: rRNA methylation. The record is from RefSeq and is a predicted model, not a curated record. Bases 1 to 771 code for a protein of 256 amino acids. The transcript has 8 exons. NCBI's taxonomy places the organism in Eukaryota, Metazoa, Chordata, Aves, Passeriformes, Passerellidae. Gene Ontology annotation, molecular function: rRNA (adenine-N6-)-methyltransferase activity; nucleic acid binding.
AUGUUACUCCUCUCCACGACUGCUUUUCCCAGCGCGCCAGCAAAAUUCCAGUUCCUUGUUCUGUCCCUAAGGGCACUCAGGAGCGGGACCACCGAGAAACCCCGCUCUGCCAGUAAAACCAUAAACAUGAAGAAAUUAAAGCUUAAAGAACUGGAAAGCUGUCUUCAACAAGUUGAUACUUUUGAAAAUCCAAAGCUACUCCUUGAACAGUAUCCAACAAGACCUCAUAUUGCAGCAUGUAUGCUUUAUACAAUUCACAAUACUUAUGAUGAUAUUGAAAAUAAAACAAUUGCAGAUUUAGGAUGUGGUUGUGGCAUGCUCAGCAUUGGAAGUGCAAUGUUAGGAGCAGGAUUCUGUGUGGGCCUUGACAUAGAUGCAGAUGCACUGGAAAUAUUUAAUAGCAAUAUUGAAGACUUUGAGCUGACGAAUGUCAACAUGGUUCAGUGUGACAUCUGUUCUCUAUCUGACAGCAUGUCAGAUACUUUUGACACAGUUAUUAUGAACCCUCCGUUUGGCACCAAACAUAACAAAGGAAUUGAUAUGAUUUUUCUGAAAACUGCUCUACAAAUGGCAAAAACAGCUGUAUAUUCCCUUCACAAAACUUCAACACGAGAGCACAUUCAAAAGAAAGCAGCAGAAUGGGAAGUGAAGAUGGAAGUCUUGGCAGAACUUAGGUUUGACUUACCAGCAUCAUACAAGUUCCAUAAGAAGAAAUCAGUUGACAUUGAAGUGGAUUUCGUAAGAUUUUCUGCCAAAAAAGUCCUGAACUGAGGCAUGUAUUUAAAAUCUAUUGAAAAUGGAACAAUAAAACCACUAAUUUUUUAAAUUC